Parascedosporium putredinis is the source of this 4902-nucleotide messenger RNA. NCBI's taxonomy places the organism in Eukaryota, Fungi, Ascomycota, Sordariomycetes, Microascales, Microascaceae. The record is from the annotation of a GenBank genome assembly.
AUGGCGCAGUCUCUCCCCAUCAACUUCACGGAGCUGGUACAGCUCACAAGCGUCGGUAUCGAUGCUGCCUCCAUCGGCUUCAACUCCUGCACACUCGAGUCAGACUCCUUCGUAUGCGUUCAAGAAAAGAAAGGACCCCAGCCCGAAGUCGUCAUCAUUGACUUGAAGAACGGCAACAAUGUCACGAGACGUCCUAUCAAGGCGGAUAGUGCCAUCAUGCACUGGAAUAAGCAGAUUAUUGCCCUCAAGGCCCAGUCUAGGACCCUGCAGGUCUUCGAUCUUGGCGCGAAGGCGAAACUCAAGGCCACCACCAUGAACGAGGAUGUCGAGUACUGGAAGUGGAUCGACGAGAAGACACUUGGUCUGGUUACCGACUCGAGCGUAUACCACUGGGACAUCACGGAUGCCACCCAGGCGGCCCCUGUCAAGGUCUUUGCGCGCCACGCGUGCCUAAGCGGCUGUCAAAUCAUCAACUACCGCUCCAGCCUCGACGGCAAGUGGACAGUUACCGUCGGUAUAUCCCAAAAGCAGGGGCGCGUUCGCGGUGACAUGCAGCUGUACUCCAAGGACCGUGGUAUCAGCCAGGCCAUAGAAGGACACGCCGCCUCAUUUGGUACCCUCAGACUUGAAGGCGCGGCCCAGGACACCAAGGUUUUUGCUUUCGCCGUCCGCACCGAGACUGGUGCCGCGAAGCUCCACGUCGUCGAAGUUGAUCAUCCCGAGGGCAACCCCGUCUUCCCGAAGAAGGCUGUCGAUGUCUAUUUCCCCGCCGAGGCCACCAACGAUUUCCCUGUCGCUCUGCAGGUCUCUCAAAAGUACGGCAUCAUCUAUCUCGUCACCAAAUACGGUUUCAUCCACCUCUAUGACCUGGAGACCGGUACUUGCAUCUUCAUGAACCGAAUCUCGAGCGAAACCAUCUUCACCACUUGUCCCGACAGCCUGAGCUCCGGUAUCGUUGGUAUCAACCGCAAGGGACAGGUUCUGUUCGUGACGAUUGAUGAGAACAACAUGAUCCCUUACCUCCUCCAGAACCCCGCCAACUCGGAGAUGGCCGUGAAGCUCGCUUCGCGCGGCGGCCUGCCUGGUGCUGAUGAUUUGUACGGACGCCAGUUUGAGCAGCUCUUCAACGCUGGCCAGUACAUGGAGGCUGCUAAGAUCGCCGCCAACUCGCCUCGUGGCUUCCUCCGGACGUCCCAGACCAUCGAGAAGUUUAAGCGUAUCCCUGCCCAACCCGGACAGAUGACGUUUAUCCUUCAGUACUUUGGCCUUUUGCUCGACAAGGGCGGGCUCAACAAGCACGAAACCCUCGAACUUGCCCAGCCCGUUCUUGCCCAGAACCGCAAGAACUUGUUGGAGAAGUGGCUAAAGGAAGACAAGCUCGACUACUCGGAGCAGCUUGGUGACCUGAUCCGCCCCCACGACAUUAACAUGGCCCUCAUCACGGGGCAAUUCGAUAAGAUCCUCCCCUACUCCGCCCAGUCUGGAUACCAGCCCGACUUUGUGCAGCUUCUCCAGCACAUUGUCCGCGUCAACCCCGAAAAGGGUGCCGAGUUCGCGACUUCGCUGGCCAACCACGAAGGUGGCUCCCUCGUUGACAUUGAGCGCGUCGUCGACAUCUUCCAGAGCCAGGGCAUGAUUCAGCAGGCCACCGCUUUCUUGCUUGAUGCCCUCAAGGAGAACAAGCCCGAGCAGGGCCAUCUCCAAACCCGCUUGCUCGAAAUGAACCUCCUGAACGCGCCCCAGGUUGCCGAUGCCAUUCUUGGCAACGACAUGUUUUCUCACUUUGACAAGUCGCGCGUCGCCACUCUCUGCGAGCAGGCCGGCCUCGCCCAGAAAGCGUUGGAACUCUACGAGGAUCCCGCCGCCGUCAAGCGUGUUGUUGUUGGUAUCGCCGGGCUUCCCAAUUUCAACCUCGACUGGCUUGUCGGUUUCUUCGGUCGCCUCUCAGUCGAGCAGUCGCUUGAUUGUCUUGAUGCCAUGAUGAAGCACAACAUCCGCCAGAAUCUGCAGUCCGUCGUCCAGAUUGCCACCAAGUACUCGGACCUCCUCGGCCCCGUUCGGCUGAUUGACCUGUUUGAGAAGUACAAGACGGCCGAGGGUCUCUUCUACUACUUGGGCAGCGUCGUCAACCUCUCUGAGGAUGCCGACGUGCACUUCAAGUACAUUGAGGCUGCCACCAAACUGGGACAGUUCAACGAAGUGGAGCGCAUCUGCCGAGACAGCAACCACUACAACCCCGAAAAGAACAAGCAGUUCCACGCCAUCGAGUCAUACGUCCAGCGCGUUAACCCCGCCCGGACCCCCGCCGUCAUUGGCGGCCUCCUUGACGUGGAUUGCGAGGAGGACAUCAUCAAGAAGCUCCUCGCCACCGUCAACCCCGCGUCGGUGCCCAUUGACGAGCUUGUCUCCGAGGUCGAGACCCGCAACCGUCUCAAGAUUCUCUUGCCGUUCCUCGAGGCUACUCUUGCCGCGGGCAACCAGCAGCAGGCUGUGUACAAUGCGCUCGCCAAGAUCUACAUCGACUCCAACAACAACCCCGAGAAGUUCCUCAAGGAGAACGACCAAUAUGACUCCCUUGUCGUUGGCAAGUACUGCGAGAAGCGCGACCCCAACCUGGCGUACAUUGCCUACUCCAAGGGCCAAAACGACCUUGAGCUCGUCAAUGUGACCAACGAGAACAACAUGUACCGCGCCCAGGCCCGUUACCUUUUGGACCGCGCCGAUCGCGAGCUCUGGAUGUUCGUCUUGAGCGAGAACAACAUUCACCGACGCUCCGUCGUUGACCAGGUCAUUUCGACUGCCGUCCCCGAGUCGACCGAUCCUGGCAAGGUGUCGGAGGCUGUCGCGGCCUUCCUCGCGGCUGAUCUCCCCGUGGAGCUUAUCGAGCUCUUGGAGAAGAUUGUGCUCGAGCCCUCGCCCUUCAGCGACAACCAGAACCUCCAGAACCUGCUCCUCUUCACCGCCGCCAAGGCCGACAAGAACCGUGUAAUGGACUACAUCCACCGUCUUGACGGCUUCAGCGCACCCGACAUUGCGUCGGCCUGUAUCGACGUUGGCCUAUACGAGGAGGCGUUUGAGAUCUUCAAGAAGACGGGCGACAACUCGGGCGCCGUCCGUGUCCUCGUCGACAACGUUGUUAGCAUUGACCGUGCACAGGCCUUUGCCGAGGAGGUGGACCUGUCGGAGGUUUGGAGCACCGUCGCAAAGGCGCAGCUUGACGGCCUGCGCGUGAGCGACGCCAUCGAGUCGUACAUCAAGGCCGAGGACCCCAAGAACUACGAGGAGGUCAUUGAGAUUGCCGUGCACGCUGGCAAGGACGAGGACCUCAUCAAGUUCCUCCGCAUGGCGCGCAAGACGCUGCGUGAACCUGCGAUCGACACGGCUCUUGCCUUCUGCUACGCGCGCCUCGACCAGCUCACCGAGCUCGAGGACUUCCUCCGAGGUACCAACGUGGCCAACAUUGAGGAAUCGGGUGACAAGGCGUACGCCGAGGGCUUCUUCCAGGCGGCCAAGAUCUUCUUCUCCAGCAUCUCCAACUGGGCCAAGCUUGCCACGACGCUGGUGCACCUGGGCGACUACCAGGCGGCGGUGGAGUGUGCGCGCAAGGCCAACAACAUCAAGGUGUGGAAGGAGGUGCAUGAGGCGUGUGUGAACAAGAAGGAGUUCCGUCUAGCGCAGAUUUGCGGUCUGAACCUGAUUGUCGACGCGGAGCAGCUCCAGACGCUCGUGAAGCAGUACGAGAACAAUGGCUACUUUGAUGAGCUCAUCAACCUGCUCGAGCAGGGCCUCGGCCUCGAGCGCGCGCACAUGGGAAUGUUUACGGAGCUGGGCAUCGCGCUGUCCAAGUACCACCCGGAGAAGCUCAUGGAGCACCUCAAGCUCUUCUGGGCGCGUGUCAACAUGCCCAAGCUGAUCAAGGCGUGCGAGGACGCGCAGCUCUGGCCUGAGCUCGUGUUCUGCUACUACCACUACGACGAAUUUGACAAUGCGGCUCUGGCGGUCAUUGAGCACUCGCAGAACUCGUGGGAGCACCAGCAAUUCAAGGAGAUGGUGGUCAAGGUGGCCAACCUGGAAAUCUACUACCGGGCGAUUCAGUUCUACCUCGAGCUGCACCCUUCGCUCCUGACGGAUCUCCUCCAGUCCCUCACGGCCCGCAUCGACGUCAACCGUGUGGUCAAGAUGUUCCAGAAGCUCGACGAUUUGCCCCUGAUCAAGCCGUUCUUGCUCAACGUGCAGGCGCAGAACAAGCGCACGGUCAACGAUGCCAUCAACGACCUCUUGAUCGAAGAGGAGGACUACAAGACGCUCCGGGACUCGGUCGAGAAUUACGACAAUUACGACGCUGUGGCCCUGGCCUCCCGGCUGGAGAAGCACGACCUCAUCUUCUUCCGACAAAUCGCAGCCAGCAUCUACCGCAAGAACAAGCGAUGGGAGAAGUCGAUUGCUCUGUCGAAGCAAGACAAGCUCUUCAAGGAUGCCAUUGAGACCGCGGCUAUUUCGGGCAAGACCGACGUCGUCGAGGAGCUCAUCCGCUACUUUGUCGAUAUUGGCAGCCGCGAAUGCUACGUCGGCAUGCUCUAUGCCUGCUACGAUCUUCUUCGACCUGACCUUAUCCUGGAGCUCUCGUGGCGCCACGGCCUCAACGAUUUCACGAUGCCCUACAUGAUCAACAUGUUGAGCCAGCAGACCAAGGAGCUUGCGACCCUAAAGGCGGACAACGAGGCCCGCAAGGCCAAGGAGAAGGAGCAGGAGACGGCGGAUGACUCGGCUCCCAUUCUCGGCACAGGUCGUCUCAUGAUCACCGCUGGCCCCGGCGGUGCCAUGGGCCAGCCCUCGCCGUCCCCGAUGCCGUACCAGCAGACGAACGGCUUCGCGCCGCAGCUUACUGGGUUCGGGUUUUAG